This is a messenger RNA of Cynoglossus semilaevis (tongue sole), 1953 nucleotides long. RefSeq names its product MCL1 apoptosis regulator, BCL2 family member b (gene mcl1b). Gene Ontology annotation, cellular component: mitochondrial outer membrane. Bases 177 to 1025 code for a protein of 282 amino acids. Gene Ontology annotation, biological process: intrinsic apoptotic signaling pathway in response to DNA damage; extrinsic apoptotic signaling pathway in absence of ligand; regulation of apoptotic process. The record is from RefSeq and is a predicted model, not a curated record. Gene Ontology annotation, molecular function: BH domain binding; channel activity. NCBI's taxonomy places the organism in Eukaryota, Metazoa, Chordata, Actinopteri, Pleuronectiformes, Cynoglossidae. The transcript is spliced from 3 exons.
ACUUCCGCUCGACCGUUGCAGUCUACACUCAACCGAGCAAUGAGCAAUUGAUUCUGAACAUGAAAGGUUUGUGUUGUUCCGCAAGGUAGUCUUUCGAAACUUCCAACCUACAAAUUUAACAUAUAAGGAGAACGCAAGCAACAAGAAGAAGAAACCUCCAAAGCAAUCGUGCAAGGAUGAAUAUUAUAAAGAACAACCAAGCUAAGUUGAACGUUGCCACCGGAGUCCUAGGCUGUUUCAUCGUCCCUCAAAAUGGAGUCGUUAAUGGAACCAUGCACUAUGGCACUGGAAACUCCACGCCUAUAGCCUUAGCGUCUUCGCUGUCAACCCACAACGACUCAAUGAGUUCUGUCACCGAAACCCAAAGGCGACCCAAGGACCUCCAGGUUAACACGGCAAACGGACAUGCCAGAAAGAGCCACUGUGAGGUGGACGAAGGCUCUGAGCCGUGCACGCCGGAGCCACACUCGGAAGCAGAACUCGAUGUCUCCCAGGCCGGGGACGAGGUGCUGGAUACCGAUACCAAGGAACUUAUUUUUCAGUUCUACAGAGACUUUACAACUCAUUCUCCGUCGAAAUGGGGCGAACGCAAAGCGCUUACGACGAUGAAAAGAGUCGUGGACGACGUUUUGGAGAAACACAGAUAUGCAUACAAUGGUAUGAUCAACAAACUUUCAUUAGAAAACAGACAGGGUGAUUUGACUUUCAUCAGCUCUGUUGCCAAAAGCCUGUUUGGAGAUGGUACCACAAACUGGGGUCGGAUCACCAGCCUGGUGGCCUUUGGGGCAGUUGUGUGUCAGCACCUAAAGGAGUGUGGUCAAGAGAACUCAACAGAGCUAGUAGGAAGAGAGAUCUCCUCGUACCUGCUGUCUUACCAGAGAGAUUGGCUAUUGAAAAACAACUCUUGGGAUGGCUUUGUAGAGUUCUUCAGAGUAGAAGACCCAGAGGCAACCAUGAGGAACACCCUCCUUGGUCUUUUUGGAGUUGCUGGACUCGGGGCAACACUGGCCCUGUUGAUCAGGUGAAUUUGGACACUUUUGAGGCUAGUUGACAAAUGCUGGAUGCUUCUUCUCCUCAUACCAGUUGUCCCUUGUGUUAUGGACAUGAAGAUGGAAAUGAAAGCUUAAACGACUUGAGCUUUAGCAGGAUGAUCACACCAGUGGUGACCUAAUUUGGCUACCUUCUACACACCCUCAAAAAGAGAACUUUCUUUUCAGCAAUCAACCAUCAACCAAUUAGGUUUUAUUCUAACUUACAAAGAUUUUAUUUUUGUAAUGGAUGUAAAAUUAUUCUAUGCAAACAUAAUUGGUAAUGGGAUUUUCAGUUUUUUUUUUUUUUUUUCUUUCUUUUUUUUUUGGCAACCUUUUUUUUUCCACUUGAUUCUCUGUGAUGUUUACAUGUUCCAGAUAAACAUUUCCUUGGCAGUGGGUGUUAGCCUCGGUCUAAACAGAAAGGAAAGAGCCUCAUUUUUCCAUGUCGUGCAGCCAUGACGCCUAUUUCCAUAGAGCGCUUUCAUAGCCCCUGGAUCAUUUGUUUGGAGGCUUGGAGCACGGAUGUAGCUCUGUUUCCUUGUUGGGAAAAUGUUGGAUAUGCACUAGGAGACAAAAGCAACCACAUGCUGGACUGUGGCUGUUGAACAGCCUGGAACAUUUGAGUCUGUUUGAAAGAAGCAAACAAAGACUGUGAAGUGUUAAGACUGCAGAUUGGGCUGUCGGACUGCACCAAAGCUGACAGAAAGCAGUCAGUGAUUAUUAGUUCAGAUCCAGAUGUAAGCUAACAUAUCUGUAUAGAUUGAUUCAAUAAAAAACAGAACGAUUGUAAACUUGACUUAAAUUUCUAAUACUCCUUUUAAGGAUUUCUUUUUCUUCACAGAAGAGAUCUGAUCUUCUGUCCUCUGUACUGCUUUUGUUGUAUUGAAACAAAAACCUUUGCACUAAACCUUUCUCACAUUUC